Protopolystoma xenopodis is the source of this 1518-nucleotide messenger RNA. NCBI's taxonomy places the organism in Eukaryota, Metazoa, Platyhelminthes, Monogenea, Polystomatidea, Polystomatidae. The record is from the annotation of a GenBank genome assembly.
AUGAAGUUCGAAAAUCUUGAAACGGUUAAAACUGAUCCUGUAAUGGAUACGUCCUAUAACAAGGAAUUUGUAUACAAGCACGCUGAACCCGCGGCAAGCUGCAAACCUGAGCUUGUAUUCGCGCCUCCAAUUAUAUCGAUGGAGAAGUCAACCACCUAUUCUGAAGAAUAUAUACCAAAAAAUGCAGGGUUACAAAAAAAAGUGAAACCAAGCUUUACUUACCAGACACCUGAAGAAAGAUUCUCAACCCAAACCGUGUAUAGCACCGAGUUUGUGAAACGAAAUCUGGAGCACCAGCAGAACUUUAAGCCAGUUAGGAAUUAUGUUGUCCCCGACGUGGGUAUGGAGCAGGAGACCAGCUAUAGCAAAGAAUUUACCCCUAUGCCUCUACAAAAACAGCAGAGCGCGAAGCCAAAGAAUCAUUACCAUCCAUCUGGCGGUGAGUUUGCAAAGACGACUGCCUACAAGUCGGAGUAUAUUUAUAACGGAGGAGAACAAUCACAGAGCUUUAAACCGAAACGUACUUAUUCUCCUCCAGCUUUGCCUAUGGAACAGAGGACAAGCUAUAAUGAAGAGUUUAUAAGACGAAUUCAUGAAAAGCAGCCAAGUUUGAAACCUAAGCAUCAGUAUGAAAUACCAACCAAAGACUUUAGCAAGGAUACUGUAUACACGACCGAUUAUGUUCCACGUAGAGGAGAAGUUUCCGAAAACUACAAACCAAUACGUAUCUAUUCUCCACCUGAGUUUUCUAUGGAACAGCAGACAACUUAUUCUAAAGAAUUCCCGUUCAAAUUUCAAGAAAAGCAAAGAAGUACCAAGCCAAAUAAUAAAUAUAUACCCCCUUUGGAAAAAUUUGCUAGGAACACUGUUUAUAGCGUGGAGUUCCUUCCUUUUACAGUUGAGCCGACGCAGAACUUUAGACCUAAUAGAACCUUCUCACCCCCCGAAUUACCCAUGGAUAAGAUCACGAGUUACAGAAACGAAUACACUCCCAAGUUCCAGCAUAAGCAACAUAGCAUGCAGCCAUCUAAUAAAUAUGUUCCACCGCAAUUAAAGUUUUCAAAAGAAACAAAUUAUAAUGCAGAUUUCAUUCCACGCAAAUUAGAACUAACGGAAAACUUCAAACCAAAGUCAAUAUAUUCUCUCCCAUUGAUACCCAUGGAGCAGCAAACUUGCUACUCUGGUGAAUUUACGCCUAGAGUGCAAGAAAAACAAGAGAGUUUGAGGCCAGCGAAUACCUACAAACCACCUGUAGAUGAAUUUGCGAAGGAUACCAGCUACAAUUUAGACUUUAUACCACGUGUUGGGGAAGUUACAGAAAAUUUUAAACCAAGGUUUAGUUACUCUCUUCCUGAGACACCCAUGCAAAAGGACACUAUUUAUACCAUAGAGUAUUUACCUAAAACUCAAAGCAAGCAGGAAAAUAUGAAGCCAAAGUUUCACUUUGAACCACCUCUGAGUGAAUUUACCAAGGACACCUCUUAUCGCAAAGAGUUCAUUCCACGAGAUGGUGUGCAC